Messenger RNA from Brassica napus (rape), 1425 nucleotides. RefSeq lists its product as uncharacterized. The coding region runs from base 624 to 1151 and encodes 175 amino acids. The transcript has 4 exons. Lineage: Eukaryota; Viridiplantae; Streptophyta; Magnoliopsida; Brassicales; Brassicaceae. The record is from RefSeq and is a predicted model, not a curated record.
UCCACAUAGGCAAAAUAAUCUGGACCAAUCAAAGUGCCAGGUCAUAACAAAGUGAGCUUGAAAUUAAAAAAAAAUUCAACAAUUUACAGCCCAUUAUACCCAACUCCUAGCCCACUCUCGCACCUCUCUUGAUUUUUACGUAUUCCAGAGCUCUCUCUCUCUCUCUCUCUCUCUCUCUCUCUCUCUCUCUCUCUCUCUUUGAAAUCGUUCUCCCGAUCCCCUUCUGUGAAAUCUCUAACCCUAAUCGCCAUCUCUCUCUUUGUCGAUUCUCUUUCUCCCCCCCCCCAAAUCAAUAACCCUAAUCGCCGUCUCGAUCUCUUUGUCGAUUCUCUUUCUCCCCCCCCACCCAACUCAUCCUGCAUAACGUCCCCAAUGAUAAUGAUCCUGUUAUUAAGUCCCCAAUGAUGGUAUCUUAUCCUUAUCUCUCUUACCCCAGAUCAAAAAUCCAAACCUUUAUCAUGGCAAAGAAGACUGCAAUCCUUACCGGCGAAGCUUCUUCUCCUCUCCUCUUCUGAUAUGUUUCACCAGGACCAGGAGAUUCCACCUUGCAGUUUAGGCUUAUUCAUUUCUGGGAAGCUCGGAAGAAUGUGAAAGGAGGACCAGGCAUCAUUCUUGGGAUCAAGAUGCUUAUGAUCGAUGCAGAGGGUACUGUGGCUCAGGGGUUCAUCGGUCAGAACCGUCGCACCCAAUAUGAAAAAGAGCUCCGGCUUGGCACUGAGUGGUAUUACAUUGCUUGCAAGGAUUGCCAGACAAAGCUAAACCGUGGGCCGACAACAAUGCUUUGUCCAAAAUGCGGGAAUGAAAAUGCUACUGCAGUAGCCAAUUACCGCGUUGAAAUGUAUGUCUAUGAUAAUGAGGAGCAGUGCACUUUCAUCAUCCUCGGAGAUGCUGGUAAAGAGCUCACCGGCAGAAAAGCAACAGAGUUGAUCGACGCUUAUGUUGAGGAUAAUGGUGGAGAUGGGGCUGAGCUUGAGAUUCCACUGCCACAAUGUUUAAUCGACACAAUUGGACAGACAAAGAAAUUCAGGAUCAAGGUGGCUCACUACAACUUUACAUCUACCCGCCUUUCCUUGACAGCAACCAAAAUUGUCUCAUCAGCAGUUUUGCCACCAAAGAAUCCUCCCUCCACUCAAGACGCCACCACACAGUGAAGUGAAAAUCCCAGAUUUACCUGAGAGUAAUGGUGGUGUUUCUUCAGCCAGUGACGAGCAGAAGAAAGCAAAGCGUGCCAAGCUUAGUGGCUAGAUCACAUGCAGUAUAGUCACUCCAUCACUGGCUGGUUCAGACUGCCCAGUCAUAAUGGUUCUCUAAUAACAGUCUUCUUCUCUCUAUUUAAUCAGUUUGGUUUUUUUCUUCUUACAAAGACAGAUUAUGAUCGGACAAAUCUUAUGGUUUUGUUUUUUUAUUAAAGUUGUUUGGUUUUCA